This is a messenger RNA of Drosophila novamexicana, 1515 nucleotides long. RefSeq names its product hexokinase type 2. Gene Ontology annotation, cellular component: cytosol; mitochondrion. The transcript has a single exon. The record is from RefSeq and is a predicted model, not a curated record. Bases 65 to 1429 code for a protein of 454 amino acids. Gene Ontology annotation, molecular function: ATP binding; D-glucose binding; mannokinase activity. Lineage: Eukaryota; Metazoa; Arthropoda; Insecta; Diptera; Drosophilidae. Gene Ontology annotation, biological process: intracellular glucose homeostasis; glycolytic process; glucose 6-phosphate metabolic process.
CGUUACACAUUAUUCGAGCCAGGCGGUUGGAACAAAAAAGAAGCAACAGCUAAUCAGAGCAAAAAUGGUCGAUGUGGAAAUACGUGAACUUAUGCAACCCUUUGUGCUGAGCGAUUAUCAGGUGCAAGAAGUGUACAGUCGUUUCUGCCUCGAGAUCGCCAAGGGUUUGCGGCGCACCACACAUGAGCAGGCCAGCACAAAAUGCUUUCCCACAUAUGUGCAGGAUUUGCCAACGGGCGAUGAGAUGGGCAAGUAUCUGGCGCUUGAUUUGGGCGGUACCAACUUCCGGGUGCUGCUCGUUACGCUCAAAGGUCAUCACGAGGCGACGGUCGAGUCACAGAUUUAUGCUGUGCCCAAGGAUCUUAUGGUCGGGCCGGGCGUGGAGCUCUUCGAUCACAUAGCCGAAUGUCUGGCCAAGUUUGUGGCAAAGCACGACAUGCAUAAUGCCUAUCUGCCGCUCGGUUUCACGUUUUCGUUUCCCUGCAUACAGAUGGGCCUCAGGGAGGCCAAGCUGACGCGCUGGACCAAGGGCUUUAACUGUCCCGGCGUCGAGGGUGAGGAUGUGGGUUUGAUGUUGCACGAUGCCAUUCAACGACGCGGCGAUGCGGAAAUUGCAGUCGUUGCGUUACUCAAUGACACCACCGGCACGCUUAUGUCCUGCGCACAUCGCAAUCCCGACUGUCGUGUGGGCGUGAUUGUGGGCACUGGCUGCAAUGCCUGCUAUGUGGAGCAUGUGGAUAAUGUGGAUCUGCUAGAUACGGACUUCAAGCGCAUCCAGAAACAGGUCAUUGUUAACGUGGAGUGGGGCGCCUUUGGUGAUCAUGGACAGCUGGAAUUUGUACGCACAGACUACGAUCGUGAGGUGGACAGAAAAUCAAUUAACCGAUCCGAACAGCUGUUCGAGAAAAUGACAUCGGGCAUGUAUUUGGGUGAACUGGUGCGUCUGGUAUUGUUACGCGCCCUCGAGCGGAAUAAAAUUUUCAAGCUGAACACAAAACGUGCAGCAUUCGUUGCUGUGCUACAAAAGAAUGUGGAUAUCUUUGAAACCAAAUACAUAUCCGAAGUUGAAGCCGACUCGUUUCCGGAGUUUCCCAACACAAGACGCAUCAUCAAGCAGCUGUUCGGAGUGGAAAAGACCACCGUUGAGGAUUGCCAGAAGCUCAAAUACAUUUGCGAGUGUGUGACCAAGCGCGCUGCCACCUUCGUGGCUAUUGGCAUAAGUGGCCUCAUCAACAAGAUCAUUGAUCGCCGAGUGGUGGUGGGCAUAGAUGGCUCUGUGUACCGCUAUCAUCCAAAAUUCGAUGGUUACAUCAGGGAAAUGAUGCAGAAACUGGUCAAGCCAGGCAAGGAGUUCGAUAUUAUGCUGUCAGAGGAUGGUUCGGGACGAGGCGCAGCGCUCGUUGCCGCCGUGGCCAGCAAAACAAAGUGAACGGCAGCCAAAGUUAGCAAAUCGGUCAACAAAUAUGUUAUUGUAGAAUUUAAUAGCAUUAAUAAAUUGUUCUCUUUUUACACUCA